AUGAGUUGCUCGAAACUGUGGAACUGUUCGGAAACCAUUUUCAAUGGUGGUAUCAAGAUCUUCCUGUAUGCGUCGACGAGAACGAAACUGAAGGUUGCCGUCGGAGAAGUGCCCGGGCCAACAGUCCACGGAUGCGUUUCGUUUGUGACUGAGGCUGAUAGUGACGACGGUCUUCCGCACACAUUGGAGCAUUUGGUGUUCAUGGGAAGCAAAAAAUAUCCGUUCAAAGGUGUUUUGGAUAUCAUUGCAAAUCGAUGCUUGGCUGAUGGAACGAAUGCGUGGACUGAUAUCGAUCAUACUGCAUACACGUUGAAUACGGUUGGAAGCGAUGGAUUUUUGAAGGUUCUUCCGAUUUAUAUAAAUCAUCUUCUCAAUCCGAUGCUUACGGAAUCUCAAUUUGCUACUGAGGUUCAUCAUAUCGACGGCAAAGGUAAUGAUGCCGGCGUUGUUUAUUCGGAAAUGCAAGAUCAUGAAUCGGAAAUGGAGUCGAUCAUGGAUCGCAAGACCAAGGAACUCAUUUAUCCGCCGUUGUACCCGUACGCCGUCGACACUGGUGGUCGAUUGAAGAAUCUGCGAGAAUCGUGCACAAUUGAAAAAGUGCGCGCCUACCACAAAAAAUAUUACCAUUUGUCGAACAUGGUGGUUACUGUAUGCGGAAAAGUAGAUCAUUCGAAAUUGUUGCAAAUCAUGGAAGACGUCGAACAGGAGCAUAUGGCAUCAGUUCCAGAAGUAUUCCCUCGUCCAUUCUCGAUUCAACCCUGCGAAAUCAAGGAAAGCAUUGUUGAAAAGGUCAAAUGUCCAUCCGACGAUAGCUCAAGAGGAUCUGUUGAGAUCACCUGUGUGCUCUUCGAUUAUUUCACAAAUACUUCGGUUUCGCCUCUUCAAAAGGAUUUCGUUCUCAUUGACGAUGCACUAGCAAGUAGCGCUUAUUUCCAUGUCACUGAAGCUGUUCGUUGCGAAAUUCGCUUGAAUUUUGGCGGAGUUCCCGUUGAGAAGCUUGAAAGUGUUGCUCCGAAAUUCUUCGACAAAACUCUACGCGAACACUUGGAACCAACGAACUGGGACAUGGAACGAAUGGGAUUCUUGAUUGAUCAGACGAUUCUCAACGAGCUUGUCAAACUGGAAACUAGCGCUCAAAAGGAUAUCGCCGCGCAUAUCAUUGGACAUCAACUAUUUGAUAAUAAUGAUACGGAGCUGCUCAAUAAGAGAUUCAACGAAGUGGAAUAUUUGAAAAAAUUGAAAUCCGAGCCGGCGACAUUCUGGGCGGAACUGGCAAAGAAGUACUUUACAACACCAAGUGCGACAGUCAUCGGAGUUCCGGAUGAGGCGUUGGUGAAUGAGAUUGCCCAAGAAGAAGAGAAAAGAAUUGCCGCGCAACGAAAGAAACUAGGAAAAGACGGAUUGUUGCAAAAGAAAAAAGAAAUUGAAGCCGCUAUCAAAGAGAAUACGUCGCAACAUCCGACGCACGAGCUCCUUGAUAAGCUGAUGGUGAAGGAUUUGGAGGAUUUCGAUCGAUUUCCUGUUCAAUCGCUGACCAAAGAUUCGGCCGGUUUGACAUCAAUUCAAGCCAAAUUCUUGUCGCAAUUCCCAUUCGAUGCUACACUUCACAAUUGCCCAACGAAAUUCGUUGAAGCAACAUUCCUUCUCGAUUCUGCCGAUCUUACACUUGAGCAGAGAUGCCUUCUUUUGCUCUAUACUGAUCUUUUAUUCGAGUGCCCAGCUAUUGUCGACGGCGUACAAAAAACCGCUGAGGAAGUUGCUAAAUUAUCAACGAAAGACCUCAUCGAUCAUUCGGUUCAAGUUGGUGUAUCAGGCUACUUUGACAAAUUAGUCAACUUAAAACUCAAAGUUGGAGCUGACAAAUUCCAUAUUUUGUCAAAAUGGGCUCAGAUUUUCACGCAGGGAAUCGUGUUCGACGCGAGCCGUAUCAAAAUGUCAGCUCAAAGAUUGGCUAGUGAGGCCCGAGAGAAGAAACGGGAUGGAUGCAGUGUGUCGCAGACUGCGAUUACCUCAUUGGUUUAUAAUCAAAAUUCGAACUCAUCACUUUAUGAUGACAUUGUUUUGGAAAAGGUGCACGAGAAGAUUGCCAAAGAGGCAUCGAAGAAUCCGAAUGCUGUUAUCGAAAAAUUAGAAGAUGUUCGUCGCGCGGUUUUCAAGAAUGGAUUGAACGCCCACUUUGUUUGCGAUGUCGAGUUGAUCGAUGAAAAACAAAUGUCGCCUCAAUUGUGGCAGUGGUCUUGCGACGAUCAACGAUUCGGCUCCGGAAAUCGUAUAAUUAGUUUGCCUGGGGAAGAUAACAGCUCCGUUCUUGGACGCGAAUAUCUCAUCGGAGUUGGUGGAUCGGAAUCUUCAUUUAUCAUUCAGACGGCUCUUAUGGAUGCUGAAUGGAAUUCGGAGAGUCUUUUGCCGACAAUGGUGUUCGGACAAUAUUUAAGCCAAUGUGAAGGACCAUUGUGGUGUGCUAUUCGUGGAACUGGAUUGGCUUAUGGUGCGAAUAUUUAUGUGAAACCUGAUAGGCAACAAAUUACUCUCUCAUUGUACCGGUGUGCGAAACCAUCGUUGGCAUAUGAAAAGACAAAGGAGAUUGUGAUGGAUAUUGUGAAGAAUGGAAAUGUGUCGGAAACUGAGUUCGAAGGAGCCAAACGGUCGCUCGUUUUUGAAAUGAUGAAAAGAGAAAGUACGGUAGCGAGUGCUGGCAAGUUGAGCAUUCUCAGCACUUUCCGCAAUACACCAUAUCCAUUCAAUGUUGAUUUGUGCCAACGUAUUUGGGAGAUGUCAUCGGAAGAGAUGGUUCGACUUGGAGGAGAGCGUAUUGCUCGCUUAUUCGAGAAGCAGAGCUUUGUUCGCUCCAUCGCCGUUCAUCCAUCGAAGGUUAAGGAAAUGAAAGAAUCGUUCCCUGAAAUCGAGACGAUCAACAUGAGCGCCCUUCAGAUUCCAGCUCUAUCUAAUUGA
Molecule: messenger RNA, 2952 nt
Organism: Caenorhabditis bovis
Lineage: Eukaryota; Metazoa; Nematoda; Chromadorea; Rhabditida; Rhabditidae
Source: the annotation of a GenBank genome assembly